Molecule: messenger RNA, 1887 nt
Organism: Pediculus humanus corporis (human body louse)
Lineage: Eukaryota; Metazoa; Arthropoda; Insecta; Psocodea; Pediculidae
Product: proline oxidase, putative
Exons: 10
Coding region: 1-1887 (628 amino acids)
Cellular component (GO): mitochondrion
Molecular function (GO): proline dehydrogenase activity; FAD binding
Source: RefSeq, a predicted model, not a curated record
AUGGCUUUUUUGCGUGCUGUGACUAAAUGCAGCAGUAUUCGUAAUAAAUAUUUUCCGUUAAGCAGUCAAUUGUUAAAUGAACACUCUUCUCACUUUUUAAGAACAUUAAUUUCAGUUCAUUGUAAGUCGACACAAGCAGCAUCAGCUAUCGGUUAUGAAACAGAUGUCGAAGGCAAAAGCACACAUCCUAGAGAUCCCCUUGACCUAUCUUUCAACGAUGCCCGUGCAGCAUUCAAAAGUAAAACUACAUGGGAAGUCCUGCGGGCAUAUAUUGUCUAUCAAUUAUGUUCGUCGGAAACUUUGGUCGAAAAUAACAUGAAAAUAAUGAAAGCAAUGAAAAUGGUGAUGGGAGACAGAUUAUUCGCUCUUCUUAUGAAAAUGACUUUUUACGGUCAUUUUGUGGCAGGAGAAGACGAGUUUAGAAUUAGACCAAAUUUAGAACGUCUGCGUUCUUUCGGUGUUAAACCCAUUCUCGAUUAUUCCGUCGAAGAGGAUUUAACGCAAGAGGAAGCAGAAAGUAGAGAAGUCGCUGCGUCGGUACCCACUGAAACAACAGCAAAAACGGAUGAUGUUGCCCCCGGUUCGUUGCCUCAGUAUCACGUAGAAAAAUCAUUUGCCGAUCGUCGGUAUAAAGUUCAGUCAGCGAGAACUUAUUUUUAUUUAAACGAAGCAACUUGCGAAAGAAACAUGGAAACGUUUUUACAUUGUCUGGAAGCCAUUUCAGGAGCAACUUUCGGUACUGGUUUAACGGCCAUUAAGCUCACGGCUUUGGGAAGACCUCAGUUACUGUUGCAAGUUUCCGAAGUAAUCAUGAGAACUCGUCAAUACAUGGCAGAAUUAGAUGGAGGAAGGGGAAACGUUUUGGGUCAUCACGUUCGACGAGAAGAUUUGUCCAAACGUUACGAACAGGCAAACGUUCUCACGGAAGGGCCCGUUAAAGAAUUUUUAGAUCGAGUCACAUACGACGAACAAGGUGUCAUUCAUCUUUUUCCGUGGUACGGGAUAAUAGACGAUAAUCAACAACUUAGCGAUACCUUCCGAGUUCCCGAUUUGAAAAGUGGUAAAAUGGUACGGCUCGUCACGCAAUUUUCCCCCAAAGAAGAAGAAAUGUUUAGGAAUAUGGUUAGACGAGUCAACACCGUCAUUAAGGCCGCGCAAGAAAUGGAUGUUCGAGUUAUGAUAGAUGCAGAACAAACGUAUUUCCAACCGGCCAUAUCUCGAAUCACGCUCGAAAUGAUGCGAAAAUACAAUAGGGAAAAAGCCAUCGUCUUCAACACUUAUCAGUGUUACUUGAAGGAUACAUAUAACGAAGUGACGACGGAUUUGGAACAGGCGAAAAGGCAGAAUUUUUAUUUCGGAGCCAAACUCGUGAGAGGAGCUUAUUUAGAGCAGGAAAGAGGGAGAGCGGCUGCGUUAAACUACCCGGAUCCGACGAAUCCGUCGUUCGAAGCAACCACCGUCAUGUAUCACAGAACACUCACGGAGUGUUUGAGACGAAUCAAAGAUCUCAAAGACAAGGGAGAAGAUGCGAAAAAAAUCGGGAUUAUGGUCGCGAGUCAUAACGAAGACACCGUGAGAUUUGCCAUAGAAAAAAUGAAAGAAAUUGGAAUAUCUCCCGAAGAUAAAGUUAUUUGCUUUGGGCAAUUACUAGGAAUGUGCGACUACAUAACAUUUCCGCUUGGUCAGUCGGGAUAUUCGGCGUAUAAAUAUAUUCCCUACGGACCCGUCAACGAAGUUUUACCCUAUCUGUCGAGGAGAGCUCAGGAAAAUAAAGGAAUAUUAAAGAAAAUAAAAAAAGAAAAACGACUUUUGCUUAAGGAAUUGUUGAGAAGAAUCGUUACCGGAAAUAUAUUCCACAAACCGAAAGGAAAUUACGUACCAGUUUAA